ACGGAGGCGCAGAUGUUGUCACGUGACUCGUGACACACCUGUUUGUUUCCGUCCAGCUCGAAAUAAACAGGCAGAACAGGAAGUAUGAAAUAUGAAGACUUCCUAAAGGACAGCAAAAAAUGUUUCAUCCUCUUAUAACCAGCUGCUUUUUAAUUGCCAACUUCUUUCACACGGGUCAGUCGGCUGUAAUAGAAACAACAGAAACUGUUUGGGCAGCAGAGGGAGACCAGGCUUCUCUGAGCUGUCGGCUCACUGAGGAUAAAGAUGUUCUCCAGAUCACCUGGCAGAAAGUUCUGCACAUUGGAGAGAGGAACCUCGCCACUUAUACCAAGAAGUUUGGUUCCAGAGUGAACCCAGGUCUGGAGGAGAAGAUGGAUUUUCAGUAUGAAUCUCUGCAGAGCUGCUCCAUGGUGAUCAGGAAGACGACGCAUCAGGAUGAAGGCUGCUACCGCUGUUUGUUUAACACCUAUCCUAAAGGAGCGCUGAUAGGCUGGACCUGUUUAAAACUCUGUGAGCUGCAUGGACCCUUUGUUGACGUCAGCAGAUCAAACUCUCCUCCAGGGUCGGUUGUGACCUGUUCAGCCACAGGUCGAUCUGUUCCCAUAGUAACGCUGACUGUUCUCCAUCAGAACCUCAGCUUCUCCCACUACAACACCAGCAGAGUGACCAACACCAACGGUACCGUCACCUUCACCACUACAGCUCUGCUCUCAGCCCUCAAUACCACACAGGUUGAAUGUUCAGUGUCAGUGCAAACUGAUGCUCUCAGAGAGCUGCUGGUCAUCGUUCCUGGACUCACAGAAACGUCUGGAGAUGGUUUGGAUGUAGGACCUGGUUCAAGUUACUUCACUGUUGGAUUGUGUGUAGCAGCUGUGUUGUUGUUUGUGGUCUGUGUUGCUGCUCUCAUCUCUGUGCUGCUCAGAAAAUGGCCAGAGAAAAGGGAAAAAGAAAAAGCAUUGGACUAUUUGGAAAAAGAGUUUAGAAGCUGCAUGGAUGGAAAAGAGAUGCAGGACGCUACAGAUCAGACAAUGGCCGACAUGAGUGUUGUGGACCUUCCUCUGGUACCCAUGAAAGUGACAGAGAUCGCACGUUCUCCAGAAUGCCUAAGACAACGCUGCAACAAAAACCAGCCGUCAGCAGACAAACCUGGAGAAAAAUCUGACACUGAAAUCAUUAACCAUGAAAAAAACUAACUGAGCCUCUAGUUUGUGGUGGAGGAGAUGAAACAGCCACACCUGAGGUCAAAGGUUGUGGGAGAAGAACUUAUUGUGAGGUUAGGCUCUCUGGUCAGAUGUUUCCAUGACGCCCUGGAGGGACGGCGUUUCUCUGAUGUUCUGAGAGUUUGGGAUUCCUCCAAAGGAGCGAUUCCUCCACGACACGACCCUGAACUAAUGGGAAGAUGAUGGAUGAUUUAAAAGACUUUAAUCAUUUCAACACAAGACUGGGGUUUUUUAUUAGUUAAAUCAUAAAUUUUGAUAUUUAUUUUUUUUAAAACAAAAACUAAUUCCUUUAUGGAUAAUUUUCUUUGUUUUAAUUUUCCCUUUGUAUGCAUUAAUAUUUGUACUGUUUCAUAGCCAUAAAUAAAGCAUUUCAUAUCAAUA
This is a messenger RNA of Gambusia affinis (western mosquitofish), 1601 nucleotides long. RefSeq names its product OX-2 membrane glycoprotein-like. The record is from RefSeq and is a predicted model, not a curated record. Gene Ontology annotation, molecular function: cell-cell adhesion mediator activity. The transcript has 8 exons. Lineage: Eukaryota; Metazoa; Chordata; Actinopteri; Cyprinodontiformes; Poeciliidae. Bases 120 to 1193 code for a protein of 357 amino acids.